This is a messenger RNA of Mycena indigotica, 1671 nucleotides long. RefSeq lists its product as uncharacterized. The record is from RefSeq and is a predicted model, not a curated record. The transcript is spliced from 10 exons. NCBI's taxonomy places the organism in Eukaryota, Fungi, Basidiomycota, Agaricomycetes, Agaricales, Mycenaceae. Bases 1 to 1671 code for a protein of 556 amino acids.
AUGACGCUCACUCUCCUUCUGCUUGGCCCUAUCACCUUGUACUUUACUGCGCUCGCUGCGUGGCACAUCUUCCGACGGAUCUUGCUGGCCAAUGUUGUCUGCAUCAAUGAUUUUCCUCUCCUUCGGAACGGCCGUCAAGCCCAAGACAAAGUUCGCGGAACGGCAGUUGUGUGCGGUGGAAGCAUCGCUGGCCUGUUGACAGCUCGUAUCUGCCAUGAACACUUUGAACGAGUUCUUGUCAUCGAGGCCGAAGAAUGGGCUGCCUCGGAGGAUGCCCGUGCCGUCGACGGCUGGAAGGCCAAUAUGAAGCACCAACGGACGCGGAUUAUGCAGUUCAAUUCUCUCCAUGGUAAUCAGCCCUACAUAUACGCCGGCCUCCAAGUACUCUUCCCAAAUCUUGCGGAGGAAUGCGCGCGGUCUGAUAUCAGAAUCGCAUCCCAUAAUCCUCUAUUCAGUCUGUCUGGCGCAAGUUGGAAGCUACCAUUCACUUCAUAUAAGGAUGGCAUUCUUCCACGAACUUUGCUUUGCGCUCGUCCGGGAACCGAAGCACUCCUUAGGCGAUUAAUCCUCGACAAGACAAUUUACCCUAAUAUCGAGUAUCUGGCGGGAACUGUCACAGAUGUUGUCCCAGACCCUGCCAAUGCAUCUCGUCUAGGAAAAGUUGUGGUUCGCACCCGUUCAGGGAUCCAAGAGGUGUCUGCCGCGCUUGUGGCUGAUUGCACGGGGAUUACUCGUGCAGGCCUCAAAUGGCUGACGCGGCAUGGCUACGGGGCGCCUUCGGAGCCGUUGCCGAAAGACAAACUGCCUUUGGAUCAAAUCAAGAUCUCAUUCGACCAAAAACUGCGUUACUCGACGAUCAUAUUCAACCUCAGUCAAGAGUUCCAUGAUAGUUUGCCUCUUCCGGACGAUCUCAAGCCUCUUCGGUCAAUCAUCAGCUUCCUCGAGGACCCAACGGAGGAGGUUCUGAAGCGCGGGAGGGCUUUUCUUUGUGUGAUGAGAUUCGAUGCCAACAUGCUUGUUGCGUUUGUCGGCCAUUAUGGAACUGUGCGGCCUCAACCGAGAAAUGCGGCUGAGAUGAAGGAGUAUGUGCGCGACUUGCAUGUAACGAUACCGAUACCAGAGUGGAUCUUCGAGCUCUUCGAUAAGCUCCAAGAAGUCGAGGACACAGACGCGACCCACUCGUUAGUUAGCGUUCCCCCGACAACUUACGUUCGUUACCAUCUUGCGACUAAUCUGCCUACCAAUUUUAUCGCACUGGGCGAUAGUGUUAUGACCGUCAAUCCGCUGUUUGGAGAAGGAUCGUCGAAAGUCAUGCGCUGUGUAAUGGCAUUACACAAAACCUUAUUCCGUGCCAAGGAUACCUCUGGCACCAGUCUCCCAGAGUCCUUUUCCGAAGACUUCUUCAAGGAGGAGCAUAGAAGGACAGACUGGUUAUGGGAGAACACGCGCACUAUGGACUAUGGCGCACUCACCACGGAGCCCAUCGCGGGUGACUCGUUGUCCAGAGGCGCAUUUGCCAGAUGGUAUGCAACGCAGCUCCAACGGCUGGCAGUAACGGACAACCAUGCCGGAAAAGUGAUGUACCAGUCGGUAGUAGGAUUUGCGACGCCAAUUGACGCGUUGCAUCCACAUUUGCUCGCCAAAAUUCUGUGGGCAGGUCUGCGGGCGUGA